This is a messenger RNA of Psylliodes chrysocephalus, 3407 nucleotides long. Lineage: Eukaryota; Metazoa; Arthropoda; Insecta; Coleoptera; Chrysomelidae. The record is from the annotation of a GenBank genome assembly.
CGAAAAAUUUCUAAUGGCUGCAGUUUUCGUGAACGCACGUAGUUUUUUUAACAAUUUUUAAUUUUUUAUUUCUAGUGGUGACUAAAAGUUAUCUAUUACGUAACAAUUUUAAAUUUUAGGCAUAAUAAUUAGUUACGUGGAGAGUUUUCCUCGGUACUUUUCAAUGAAUAUUUCAAUUUUUUGAUCGAAAUUGGUUGGAAUAUUCUUUUGAUUGUAACCGUGUGGAAACAGAACAUCAGUUAUUAAUUAAAAAAAUGAGCCAACACCAGAAUGGAUUUACAACCGACAGUGAAAAACAGGAAUGUCCUUUUUCAAAAAAAGAACAUCCCAUAGAAAACGGCAGCAACGAUAACGAAAUUAAUAGAUUUCAUAUUUUGGACGAGACCGAAGGCAAUGAUGACUCCGAUAAUUCAGUUGAUGAUUUCGAUUCGGAUGUGCCUGACGACGAAAUUGAUCGUAUGCUAGAAGAGGCGCUCGACAGAAAGAAACGAAAAGCAUCAGAAGCUGGAUUGGAUAAUGAUGAUGAGGUGCCUUUCGAGGAGAAAAACAAAAUCCUUCUGAUAGAAAAAGGUCAGAACCAUUUCGACGUCCUACCAGAAGGCUGGAUCCAAGUGACUCAUAACAGCGGAAUGCCCGUCUAUUUACACAAAAUCUCUAGGGUAUGUUCUCUUUCUAGACCUUAUUUUCUAGGUCCCGGUUCGGCCAGGAAACACCACAUUCCGGUCAACGCCAUACCGUGUCUGAAUUACCGAAGAGCUCUAGAAAGGGAAGAAGAACAACAACAAACCGUCACAGUAGAGAGAACGAAUUGCGAUCAAAAUUUCCCCAAUGCCAAAAUCGAGACGGUGCAAGAGAAUAUCGAAAUGCAGAACCUUUCAUCGGAACAGAUUAGGGAAUAUUGCGAAAAAUUGUUCAAGUUUCAGACGAUGAAAGUGUUGAGGUUCAAAUCGUGGUCGGAGAGAAGGAAGUUUACCAAAAAGUUGAAGCAUACGAAGCAAUUGCAACGGCCUACGUUACCUGAUGGUACCAAACUCAUAACCUUCCCCAUCAGGAACGAAAACGCGGAAAGCAAUACCAACUCGUCGAAAAAGGAAUGGAUAAUGAACCCGAACGGCAAAUCGUACGUGUGCAUUUUACACGAAUACGUUCAACACGCCUUGAAGAAACAACCGACUUACCAGUUUAUGGAAUUAGAAAACGCAGCUACCCCUUAUGCAGCUACUGUUAUGAUUAAGGAAAUGCGCUACGGCGUCGGGUACGGUACCAGUAAAAAGCAAGCGAAAUCGGAAGCGGCCAGAGCCACUCUAGAAAUUUUAAUUCCCGAAAUGAAAUCGAAAAUAGCACCAGACGUUCAAACAGGCGAUUCGACAAAGAAAGACAAAGACCAAGAUCUGUCGUUCUUCGACGAAAUUCGCGUGGAAGAUCCGAGGGUAGCCGAAUUUUGCGCGAAAACGACCGAACCGUCGCCGUACGAUAUUCUACUCACCUGUUUGCAACGUAACUUCGGUUUGGACGAUCUUCAUAUCAGCUAUCAGGGGAAUACUUCAAAAUCGCAGGGGAACGAGUUCACCAUGACUGUAGGUAAGCACACGGCAACGGUGGCUUGCAAAAACAAGCGAGACGGCAAGCAACGCGCCUCCCAAGCCAUUCUGCAAGCGCUACACCCGAGCAUCACCUCCUGGGGUUCGCUCUUGCGACUAUACGGCAACAGAUCGGUCAAGAGUUUCAAGGAAAAGAAAAUGGAGGAACAGGAAAUCACUUCGUUGCAAAGUAAAGCGGCCGUAAAUCAACCGAAUCACGCCAUUUUGAAUAAAUUAAAAAUAGAAUUGAGCAAAUUGAGGGAAAAACGGAAAGCGAUCAAACCGAUAGGAAUUUUAGAUACCGAAGGCGCGGGCGGGGUGACCACUCUGUCGACAUCGAAUCUGAAAAAUUUAGAUUUAUGAUACAAAUAGGUUUAGGUUUUUAUGUCGAAUUUGUUUGUUCGAUUCUUUACGUACUGUAGCGAAGACGAUUUGGAAAGUUUCCUCCAUUUUCGUCGGAUUUUUAGAAAGAAAAUAUGUCUGAAGCGUGAUUAAUGAACUUUGCCAAAUAAAAGUAUACUUUUUUGAAGGUUUCGAAUAAAAAGGGUCCAACAGAUAUAUUUAGAAAUAAAGGGAGGUUUUUUUUUAAGUUAUAUUGUAAAAAAGAGACACCGAAACCACUCAAAAAGUGUUAACUAAAAAAAUUUAUAUAUUUAUGCAAAUCUGGUUAAGUUUGUAGUAACAAUGUGUAACAUUAAAAUAACCGUUUGAUAUUGGCAACUACCCUUUUUAUUCAAACAUUUUUGAUCGUGCUAUAAGCUAUUUCACCGAUUAUGGCGUGUACAUCAUGACCAGUAGCGGCGCUAGAUUUACAAGUUUCCAUCAACAUAAAAUUAUAUAAUUAUCGAAAUUGUCUUUUUAUGGAAGAAAACAAAUUUAAGUGAGUUUGGACUCGAGAAAUUUGGUUUUUGGCGAUUUUUUUAUCUAUAUAUAUAUAAAAUUGUUUGUCCUGACUGUCUGACUGACUGACUGACUGACCUAUCAACCUACAGCCAAAACUACUGAGCCUAGAAAGCUGAAAUUUAGAACAUAGGUUUAUUUUAUAACGUAAGCAUCCGCUAAGAAAGGAUUUUUGAAAAUUUUAACUUUAAAGGGGGGAAAUUGGAGGAAAUGGGGGGAAGGAGCUUUUAAUGAAACUCUUUGUUCUUUAAAGUUAGAAACAUGAAAAUUUAAAUUACAGCUACUAAGCAUAAAUAAAUAAUGACGUGUUUUAGGUUUUUUCGAUUUUUACAUUUUAAGGGGGGGGAAACGGGGGGUGAAAGUUUGUAUGGGACUAUUGAUUUUUUUUUGUUCUCUUUGAAGUUAGAAACAUGAAAAUUGGAAUUGCAGCUAAUGAAUACAAAUUAAUAAUGACGUGUUUUAGGGUUUUUGGAUUUUCACAUUUUAAGGGGGGCAAAUGGGGGUGAAAGUUUAUUUGGAGAUAUCGAUUUUUUUAAAGGUAGGAACUUGAAAAUUGGAAUUGUAGGUUCUCAUCAUAAAUAAAUAAUGAAGUGUUUCUGGAUUUUUGCAUUUUAACAUUUUAAGGGGAGAAAUGGGGGGUGAAAAUUUGUUUAAUAGUAUGUAUAUAUUUUUUUGUUAUUUAAAGUUUGAAACAUAAAAGUUUAAAUUACAGCUACUGAUUAAAAAUCAAAAAUGAUGUGUUUCAUGGUUUUUGGAUUUUCACAUUUUAAGGAGGGAAAACGGGGGUAAAAUUUUAUAGAAGUAUACAUUUUUUGAACGUUGGAACUUGAAAAUUAUAAUUGUAGCAUAAAUAAAUAAUGACGUGCUCUGUGGUUAGAUUUUUGUAUGGUAGUCAUAAAAAUAAACUAAAAUUAAAAUAUAAUUAUU